Messenger RNA from Eurytemora carolleeae, 900 nucleotides. RefSeq lists its product as uncharacterized. Bases 11 to 685 code for a protein of 224 amino acids. Gene Ontology annotation, cellular component: cytoplasm. Gene Ontology annotation, molecular function: glycerophospholipid phospholipase A1 activity; A2-type glycerophospholipase activity. Lineage: Eukaryota; Metazoa; Arthropoda; Copepoda; Calanoida; Temoridae. The record is from RefSeq and is a predicted model, not a curated record. Gene Ontology annotation, biological process: N-acylphosphatidylethanolamine metabolic process. The transcript is spliced from 7 exons.
UCAGAUAGGAAUGGUUGUAACAGGAGAAGAGGGAGAUGAUACCAGGGUGUUUAAUCAGGGAAUCAUCUCUGAAUGGUUUAACCAACGAGAAGAUUACGGGGCAUUCCUCCGUCUGGUGAGGGUCGGGGACAGGUUGGAGAUGAAGAGGGACAAGUACUGUCAUUGGGGAAUAUAUAUGGGAGAACAGAUACUGGAUAUUGAUGAUCAGUUGGUGGUGUUACCUUGUAUUGGGCACAGAGCCAAUCCUACGGACAACCCGGAGAAAAUGGGAGGGUUUAGUGCUAGCUUUAGGAGUAUGAGUAAGGGAGCUUUUGGGAUUGGAGAUGUUUGCCUUGAACCCCUGAGAGAGGUUUGGGGACGGAGUCUGCUUAGGAUUAAUAACAGUAUGGAUAAUACUGUUACUCCGUUCCCCUCCAGAAUAGUUGUUGAAAGAGUGAUGAAAGUGGUGAAUGGUGAGGAUAGACACUCCUUCACUGCUUACAAUGUUGUCACAAACAACUGUGAACAUUUUGCUUCUUGGUCCAGGAAUAGUUGGGCUCUUUCGCAUCAAGUUUACUCCGCCUCAGAACAGAUUCUUAAGUUGUCUAUGCUAGCUGUGUCAGUGCUGCUGCCCCGACCUCUAGCUGUUGCUGGAGGAAUCUGUAUUACAGGGAUACAGAUGUUGAAAGAGAUACGACGUGUUUAGAGGGAUAAUGAGACAGAAACAUAUUUAGGGCUCAUUUUAUGCAUUUCGAAAUCAAAAAUUUUAAUUUUUAGUUUAAAAAAUCUUAGUAUUUAUUUUAUUCAUAUUUACUUAGUAUCAUUUAUCUUUAAAAAUGUCCUAGUUUGUCAGGUGAAACUAAAUAAGAAAGUAUUUGCAGUGUAAAAUUUAUUAUAAAGAAACUCGAAAUCUGGUGAGCG